This is a messenger RNA of Clavispora lusitaniae ATCC 42720, 4578 nucleotides long. It is a transcript of the gene PEP1, whose product is annotated as type I sorting receptor. The record is from RefSeq and is a predicted model, not a curated record. Gene Ontology annotation, cellular component: membrane; Golgi apparatus. Gene Ontology annotation, molecular function: protein binding. Gene Ontology annotation, biological process: Golgi to endosome transport; Golgi to vacuole transport; protein targeting to vacuole. NCBI's taxonomy places the organism in Eukaryota, Fungi, Ascomycota, Pichiomycetes, Serinales, Metschnikowiaceae.
AUGAAUUUGCGUGCCAGUUGUAUAGCAGCAUUUCUUUGCUUGCUAGUGCAGCUUUGUGCAGCAGAUUUCUCGCCUGAAGUGACUCAUCGCAUAGUUAAAGGCAUUGGGUGGGAUAUUCUGUACUUUGAAGAUUCGCUGAAUGUCAUUCAUGUGGGCGAAAAGAUGGUUGAAAUGUCGUACGACGACGGUGUGACAUGGACGGAAAUCGAAACCAUUGGCAAAAGUUCCGACAUCCUCGUGAAGUUUGACCCUAUCAACGUUAACAGGGCAUUUGUAUUCUCAAGGAUUGGCGAUACGCAUUUCGUCACCGAUGAUAAGGGCAAGACCUGGCGCAGUUUCAAAGUGCAACCAAAAAAGUCUCUCAAGGACAGAGAAUUGGGCAUGCACCACGUAUUCAACUUCAAGGAUGACCUGGUUCUCAUAAAACUAGAAUACUGCAAGCAGUACCCAGAGGCCGACGACUGUGACGUUUCGUAUUUCUACUCGAGCAACUCUCUAAAAUCUGAUCCUCAACUUUUACCAAUUGACGCUAAGGUAUGUGUGGUGAACACUUUGCUUGAUGAGCCUACCAUUCUCUGUGUCAAAGAUACGCGCAAUUCCUUCGGACAUGUGGUGAAGUCGGAAUUGGUCUCGUCCAAAGACUUAUUCAAAACGUCAGAAAGCAUCAAACACCCUGGUUUUGACUCUGGCCGCAUUAUUGAUGUGCGUUUGGAACUGUCCUUUUUGGUCGUGGUAACCCAGAAGGAUCGAUUCAACGAGCUUUCGCUGAUUUCCAUUUCCGUUUCCAAAGACGGCAAAACUUUCGAUACUGCAGACCUUGCGUUCCAAAUGGCGUAUGGUGCCAUUCGCUUCCUUCCUUCAGACCCACAAUCUCUAUUCUUGACAGUUGCCGCAUCCACAUCAAAGGACACUAGACCACAAGGAACCCUUUAUUCCUCCGAUUCCUCAGGAUUACAUUUCAAAAAGCUCCUCGAUAAUGUAGACCUAGGAUACUCGGCUCGUGUUGAAUAUGUGCAUGGUGUUUGGUUGGCCAAAACCUUCGAAGAAGAUCCUAUCGUCGAACCCAACGAUGACUACUUCGGCUCCCCUAUUGCAAAGACAUCGAGCCACAUCUCAAUUGAUAAUGGAUUGACAUGGAACAAGUUGGAAAUUUUGAAUGAUGAUUCGUGCAAGUUGAAAGAUGGAUGCUCUCUCAACUUGUUGAGAUUCGAUGCCAUUGAAGACAAAAAUAAAUACGUCACGGGGCCAACGCCAAACAUUCUUAUGGGAUUUGGAAUCACGGGGAACACUGACAACUUCUUCAAGGCCAAAACCUACAUUUCUCGUGAUGGAGGUCUCACAUGGACUAAUGUGUUCCUGGGUCCUGGUAUCCAUGCUUUUGGUGAUCAAGGUAAUGUCAUCAUGUACGUUCCUUUUUCAGGCAGAAACCACGGGCCUGCCACCGAGGUAAGAUACUCUUUGAACCAGGGAAGAUCUUGGGGUACAUAUAAGUUGAAAGAACCUUGCUUCCCUCAGGAAUUGAUUACCACUACCGAUGGAACUAAUACUAAAUUUGUUCUCAGUGGUAUCGUCGAGCAUCAGCAAAUGUCAGAGGUUUUGUAUGCGUUUGAUUUCAGCAAGGCUUUUGAUGGAAACAAAUGCAAGGACAGCGAUAUGGAAAAAGUUUACGCUAGAGUAUCACCCAAAGAUGGGCAACCGAACUGUAUCUACGGAUUUAAGGAGAGUUUCAUGAGAAGAAAGGCAGACGCUAGAUGCUUCAUUGAUCGUACUUUUGAGGAUGUUAAAGUCGACGUAGAGCAAUGCCCAUGCACACAACAGGACUAUGAGUGCUCACCAUACUUUAAGCUCUCUGAAAAAGGCGUAUGUGUUCCAGAUCCAAAGAAAAUUGCAGAAAAAUGCAAGUCUGAAUCUAAGGACACCUUGAAACUUCCAGAUAUGCAGAUUGUGGCUGAAAACAAAUGCGAACAGAAGUCAGAUUCAUCUUUUGUUACGGAAACAGAGUUCAAAUGCAAGGAUUUCACAGGAGAAAAUGUGCCUCUGCUGAUUACUAUCGGUCAGUCUGAAUUUGAUGGAUUCCUCUCGCAGUAUUCGUAUGUUGCAACAGGCCCUGACCUUUCAGACAAUUUGAUUGUUAAAACCGACACGGGACUUAUAUAUGCUUCCAACAAUGGAGGUACAAGUUUUGUGAGGGUUCCUUUCAAAGAAAAAAUUAGAGGCUUUUACGUGGGGCCUUCCUUGGGCAGAGUUAUCAUGAUAACUGACGGUGAUGUAUUUUAUGCAUCUAACAAUGGCGCAAAUACAUUCUAUAAGUAUAAAGUGCCAACUUCCGCCUCCAAUGGAGAUGUCACAAUAUCUUUCCAUCCAACUGACGAGUCAAGGUUUAUUUGGCUCUCGGGUAAUUGUGCUGUUGGAUCUUCCACCUGUGUUGCGUAUCAUACAGAAGACUUUGGUCGCUCUUUCGAAAAGCUUAUUGAUAAUGCAAUGGCGUGUGAUUACGUUUCUCCUGUUCUUGACAUUACUUCAACUGAAUUGAUUUAUUGUACAGUUGUUGACGGCAACAAAAAGAAAUUGGCCUCCUCAACAAACUAUUUCAAAGAGGCCGAAAUCGAAUACGUACUUGACGAUAUUGUUGCGUACGCCAUUAAAUCAAAUUUUGUUGUUGUGGCCACUCUUGAUGAAGCUCAUACAAUGUUGAAGGCUAAAGUUACUGCAGAUGGAUUUGUCUUCGCUGACGUCGACUUCCCAAGCGAUUUUAAAAUUGAAGCUCAAACGGCCUUUACAAUCUUGGAAUCUAGUCCUCAUUCGAUUUUCAUGCACGUAACAACAGACUCUACCCUGGGACACGAAAAGGGCGCUAUUCUCAAAUCUAACUCAAACGGAACCUACUACGUUUUAUCAUUAUCUGAUGUCAAUAGAAACGAAGUGGGUUACGUUGAUUACGACAGAUUGGGUCUUCUCGAGGGUGUUUUGAUUGCAAACACCGCUACAGAUUCAAAAGAAGGCAAAAACAAGAAAACGCAGAUUUCGUUUAAUGACGGAAGCCAGUGGAACUACAUUGCACCUCCUGCAGUAGACAGCGACGGAAAAGAGUACGCAUGCAAGGGACAACCUUUAUCAAAAUGCUCUCUCCAUUUGCACGGAUUCACAGAAAGACCAGAUUAUAGAGACACUUUUUCAUCGGGGUCUGCUGUAGGUCUUUUGAUCGGAAUGGGGAAUGUUGGAGAAUAUCUUAAACCGGUCACCGAUGAUCAAACGGCAGCAUUCAUGUCUGCAGAUGGCGGAUUGACGUGGAAGGAGAUCAAAAAGGGAGUUUACCAUUGGGAUUUUGGUGACCAGGGGACGAUAUUACUAUUGGUGGAUGCAGCAAAAGACACUGAUGAAUUUAUUUUCUCAAAGGACGAAGGCGCUACGUGGGAAACAAUGAAAUUUGCUAGUAGUCCAGUGAAGGUUCUCGACCUUGCUACAGUGCCCUCAGAUACAUCCUUGAAGUUUGUCAUUUUCGCCGGGUCGCAUCAAAGCCAGAGCUCGACUCAACUUUUCGCUGUUGAUUUCUCACAAUUCUUCCCAAGGCAAUGCCAGGUGGAUUUGGAGAAUCCGGAAAGCGAUGAUUUCGAGUACUGGACGCCUAUGCACCCAGAGUCUACAGAAAGAUGUUUGUUUGGACAUGAGGCUAUGUAUUUGCGCCGUGCUGCCGGUCAUGACGAUUGCUUCAUUGGUUCCACCCCAUUGGAUCAAGGAUAUAAGAUGGUCAGGAACUGCACAUGCACAAGAAAUGACUACGAGUGUGACUACAAUUACUUUAGGGACAAUGAUGGAACGUGUAAAUUGGUCAAGGGUAUGAACGCUGCAAACCGCAUGGCAGAGAUGUGCAGAAAACCUGGUGUGUUCGAAUAUUUUGAGCCCACGGGUUACAGAAAGAUCCCAUUGUCAACGUGUGUUGGGGGAAAACAAUUUGAUGCGUUGAAGCCCCGCGCAUGUCCUGGCCAUGAAAAAGAGUUUAAUGAAGCACACGGCCGAGAUGUUGGUGGAAGUAAGAUCUUCAUCCUCAUUUUCAUUCCGCUACUUGUCUUCUUUUCUGCAGUGUUCUUCGUGUACGACAGAGGCAUUCGCCGUAAUGGUGGAUUCCAAAAAUUGGGACAGAUCAGGUUGGACGAUGGCGACGAUGAUUUCAAUCCGAUAGAGGAAAACAUUGUUGAUGUGGUAGUCAACAAGACUGUACGUGGCGCAAUUGUCGUCGCUGCUGGAACUUUCGCCGUGUUUAAAACUAUCCGGAAAAUCGACCGGGCAAUGUUUGAUAAAGUCACCUCCCUUUUGUUUGGUCGCCGUCCUGGUCAAAGAAAUUACGUACGUGUACCCGAUGACGAGGAUGAGCUUUUCGGUACGUUUGACGAAAACUACGAGGACGAGCUAAAUGAGGCGGCAGAUGUGGAUUUUAACGUCGACGAAGAGCCAGAAGAAUUCACGGAACUAACUGCCGAGCCCGCGAAUGUCGAUGAAAGACUAUUUGAUAUUGAUGAUCAAUCCGAGGAUGAUGCAGUCUCUGCAGAACAUCCAGAACCUGAAAGUACGCAUGAAUAG